AUUCAACUGGGAAUCAGCCGAGCCUCUAGUCUUUAGACCCUUCAAACCAAAGUACCACUUGACCAUGGCAAUCUCCAACCUCGACCCGUCAGAACUCAUCCCUAUGGACAAGACAUAUCUCUCUCGGCUAAGUCUACGAAAACAACUACUAGCCAAGCACCCAGAUGUCGUUCGUGCUGUGAACAUCCAACAUCACGAGCUACAGACGAAUGAUGAGAUCCGGGAUGCUAUAUACGAGUGGUACGCUUUCGUUAUGAGAACUUACUUACCAACGCGGUACCCGACGAUGUUUCGUCUCUUGCAUCCGUCGAACAGCAGCGACCACAAGGGAACACAGAUCGAGUCGCUUGUCACGGGUUUGAUAGUCCCCGUUGACCCUGAGGAAUUGGUGCGGUCGUUCUCUCAAUCCGAGGACAAUGUUAUGGCAGGUUCUGAGGUCCCUUCAGUGGAGUCCGACCGUCAAUCGGAGUACAGAAGGACGAAAGACGGUCUCCUCCAUCUUUUUGAUACCCUUGCGUCUUGGAUAGACGAAGACUUUCUUAUCCUCCUCCCUUCUCAACCCUCACCUUUAGACCAAGACCAAGAACCAAAGUACCAUCUGCAAGCUUACGCAACAUACUUCCCCUCAGGCUUCGACACGCGCACAAAACUCUCAAAGCCACUAUCUGAAAUCCACGCUCCAGUCCCGGGGUACAAGCAGAAAUUGGAGAAGUCAAUGGAUAGGUUCUUCGACAAGCUGGAGGUUGGCCGGGCCGUUUUGCGCGUGAAUUGGAGUAUCAUGACUAAGGGGACUGGGCUGUUUGCGGCAUUUGGUGGCUUGCAUGAUCAUUCUUCACCCUCUGAUCCUGCUUCUAUAGACACUAAAGCUGGCGAGCGGGGAGAUGAAGGGGAUGACGAGGAAAUUAAAAUUGAUGAGUUCGAUGGAGAUGAGACAUAUGUUCGCUGCGAGAGACAGACACUGCACCGGUUGCCAAAGACGAAAGCGUUGGUUUUUGCGUUCCAUACGUAUUUGUACCCGAUUCAGGAUAUUAAGGACGAGGGGCUUGGCGAGGAUUUGGCGGUUGCUAUUGAUGGGUUGAAGGAGGGAAGUGUGCCGGGGAUAUAUCCGUAUAAGAGGGGGCCAUACUGGGGAGAGGCGGUAAAGGCAUUUUUGAAAGCUUAGGUUAUUUCAUCGCAUUUAAUUUCUAUAUUCAAGCGGUCUGCUUUUCCUUUUGUUUAACUGUUAUAAGUUAUGAUACAGCAAGACGUCUACAGACGCUGGAUCACCUUAAUCAGAUCAGCAGUCACACCCAUAGCAGUCACAUCGCCUCCAGCACCGGCACCCUGCACGAUGAGCGGGUUGCUGCCGUACCGACGGGUGUAGAAGGAGAUAAUGUUGUCACUACCCUUGAGACCA
This is a messenger RNA of Aspergillus versicolor CBS 583.65, 1396 nucleotides long. RefSeq names its product heme-dependent oxidative N-demethylase family protein. Lineage: Eukaryota; Fungi; Ascomycota; Eurotiomycetes; Eurotiales; Aspergillaceae. The coding region runs from base 65 to 1162 and encodes 365 amino acids. The transcript is spliced from 2 exons. The record is from RefSeq and is a predicted model, not a curated record.